CCAUGACAUCACCGACAGUUUACAAACAUGUCGGAAGGAGACCAAAUGGCUAAUGUAGUCGAUGUGUUAAUGUCCUCGUCCAUUUCACGGCAGGUCGCAUGUGUUUUACUGUUCAUUUCUUUGGCUCACACUCAAAACAUCGUCGUUUUCCAGCCGUCAUAUCUGACUGCAAGUGGACCAACGGUGACUGCACUUCUGCUGGGAAACACGUCGGACAUCUCCCUGAAUCUGAGGGCUGUAUCUCCGUCCAAUAAAACAGGAAGCAUUGGCUCUCCAUCGUGUGUAGCUGAGGAAACACAGUGGGUGCUCACAAGGGAGCAGCUGGGAAAGACUGCAGUUCGAGUUCAGCUGAAACUGGGUAAAAGCCUGCGUUUGUGUGGUGAGAAUGAGACAGACACAGACUGCUGUCCAAAGCCACUGUGUGUCGUGGAGACCCUUCAGGUGUCUGCCUGUGUGGGCAGCAUACCUCAGGCAUCGCUCCUGAUCCAGGCCAACAUAUAUGCCCUGUUGGUGCCUGCCAGUGCUGGAUCUGAUAAUAAAACAGUUAUUCCAAACCAAGUGUACCAGACACUGGGCUCUUGUCCCUGUGACCUCACGUUCAGAUCAUGUGAUGUACGCUGCUGCUGUGAUAAGGACUGUUCCCCUGAAGAGCUGAAGCUGUUUGUGUCCGACUGUCUCCCGGGGCCCUUUGGUGGACAUGUUUCUCCUGCCCCAGAGUAUCAGUGCUCUGUGCAGUCUUCUAAAAACUCCCCUGACUGGUUUCCAUUUUUAUGUGUCAAUUCUCCAACUGAAAACAACCCUUACCUCGGGCUCUUUUACCAGGGAAAAACAAUUACAUCUAAGCCUGGCCCAUCCUUCCAAAGGACUGCUUUAUCAGCUCCAGAGCCAGUUGAUGUUUAUAUUGAAGGAAGUCCUAUUUUAACAUUAAAUGACCAGUACUUCACUAUUCCCCAGAAGGUGCUCGGGCGGUGUGUAAACAGUGCUCCUGUCGCAUUUCUGAAAAACUUCCAAGUUGAGUGUGUAACUCUGCUACGCUCUUGUCCAACUGGACCUCCCUUACAAUCGCUACCAACAGAUUUGAGGCUUAAAGUGAAGAAUGGGCUAGGGGGUGAUGUUACAGUUGAUGUAAUUGACGAAGAGGCCAUUGACCUGGGUCUGUUUAUUUCAAGCUCAGAUGCUGUUGCUUCUUCAGAUGAGAGCCUGGUAUGUGACAACGUGACCGUAGCACUGGAUUACAAAGUCUACUGGAGAGGAAAUGGCAUCACAAACAUCACACUAACACGCACUGUUGGAACCAUCACUUUAAAUAAUAGCGGGGCGUUAAUUACAAGGUAUUCUGCCAUGUUCCUAAAUGGAGAAUUCAUGGGCGAGUCCAACUCUGGGAACCCAGGUUAUCAGGUGGGGAGGCCUGUUAUUGCUGGAACUGUGGACACUUUGGACAAUAAUACAGGCUCAAUACAAAGGACAUCAGUCAAUCUUUGGAAACCAGUGAGCGAUGGAUUAUGUGCCACUGCUGAGAAGAAACUCGUUCUGUUUGGGGAGAAUUCAACAUCAGGAUGUCUUUUACCCAUCAGCCAACAGAAUCUGACUAAUUGUAGUCUCCUGAGAGAGACUGUUAUGUCUCUCCAGGCAGCUCUGAAUACAGCGACAUAUGUGGCAAAGAGUGGAAACCCUGAUCCUCUAACUGUGACAGACUGGUUAAACAUAAGCUUUGUGACACUGAAUUCAAGCACAGCUAUGGAAGACACUGCAGGUUCAUGCUAUGGGGUUCCAUCCCACCAGCAUAUCCAUGUUCGGAGUCUUAUCACUGGCCUGGUAGAUGGCGUACCCCAGAGGGAUAUCCGUGCUUUGCAAGUCAGCUACAGCCUGUCUCCCUGGGCACUGGAUUGUGGAGGAGGUGAUGUCUCUCCAUGUGUCGACCCAAUGGAGACUCAGUUGUUCCCCAUCACCUCCUCAGUCACCUUUACUGACAUUCCUAUCAACACAGGAUCACCAAAAACCAGGUUUCAGAUCAACUUCACAGAGUAUGACUGUAGCAGGAAUGAUGUGUGCUGGCCUGAGCUUGCCUUCCCAAUCACCAAGUACUACACAGGUGAGCCAUAUUCUCAGUCACUGGCUAAGGGUCUCAUCUUGGUUUUCUUCUUUAUCACUGCCUCGAUUCUCGGGACUCCAUGGAGACAAAUCCGACAGGCGUGGAGCUGUUUCUCUCUCUAAACUACUGGCAGACAAACAGAUGGGGGGGGAUAAAGACUUUGUAUUUAAAUGUCACUGAAAUGUAAUUACACCUUUUGUCCAUUAGACAUUGUUGAUAAUAAUAUAGUUUUUACAUGUUUAUAAUAUGUUUGUGAGGAUGUAAAUAGUAUUGCACCGUUUUGUAAUAAAGA
Molecule: messenger RNA, 2384 nt
Organism: Larimichthys crocea (large yellow croaker)
Lineage: Eukaryota; Metazoa; Chordata; Actinopteri; Sciaenidae
Gene: tctn2
Product: tectonic family member 2
Exons: 18
Coding region: 28-2214 (728 amino acids)
Biological process (GO): cilium assembly; smoothened signaling pathway; protein localization to ciliary transition zone
Cellular component (GO): MKS complex
Source: RefSeq, a predicted model, not a curated record